AUGGCGGCUGCCGCGAAAUCACUCUCUCGCGGCGCCUUCAUCCUCUUCGAAGGCGUGGAUCGGUGCGGGAAAACCACCCAAGCGAGUAAACUCGUGGAAAGCUUGAACCAAUCGGGAGUGGCGAGCGAGUUGUGGAGAUACCCGGACCGAACGACGACGAUUGGAAAAAUGAUCGACGAUUACUUGCAGUGUAAAGCAGAUAGCGACGACGCGUCCAUGCACUUGUUAUUCGCGGCCAACAGGUGGGAGAAGAAAAAAAUGAUGGAGGAAAAGUUGCGAGCGGGCGUGACGCUCGUCGUGGACCGGUACGGGUACUCCGGCGUCGCGUUUACUUCGGCGAAGAAAUUACCAGGUUUAGACCAACAGUGGUGCAAACACAGCGAAACUGGCUUGGUGAAACCAGAUUGUUUGAUGUACAUGGAAAUCAGCGAAGAUGCGGCGAAAAAGCGAGGUGGAUUCGGCGAGGAAAGAUACGAAACGACCGAGAUGCAAAAAAACGUUCGAGAAGUUUUCGCGGAUUUGCGAGAGGAUUGGUGGAACGUCGUCGACGCGGACAGGACGAUUGAAGAGGUCCAGAAAGACGUGCAAACAAUUGCCAAAGAUGCCGUGGAGAGGUGUAAACGAGGGAAAGAGUUGGAACAUUUCGAGCCUGGAUGGUAA
Bathycoccus prasinos is the source of this 660-nucleotide messenger RNA. Its product is annotated as thymidylate kinase. Gene Ontology annotation, cellular component: mitochondrion; cytosol; nucleus. Gene Ontology annotation, molecular function: dTMP kinase activity; ATP binding. NCBI's taxonomy places the organism in Eukaryota, Viridiplantae, Chlorophyta, Mamiellophyceae, Mamiellales, Bathycoccaceae. The record is from RefSeq and is a predicted model, not a curated record. Gene Ontology annotation, biological process: dTTP biosynthetic process; dUDP biosynthetic process; dTDP biosynthetic process. Bases 1 to 660 code for a protein of 219 amino acids. The transcript has a single exon.